This is a messenger RNA of Bipolaris victoriae FI3, 3666 nucleotides long. RefSeq lists its product as hypothetical. Gene Ontology annotation, molecular function: phosphopantetheine binding; kinase activity. Lineage: Eukaryota; Fungi; Ascomycota; Dothideomycetes; Pleosporales; Pleosporaceae. The record is from RefSeq and is a predicted model, not a curated record. The transcript has 3 exons. The coding region runs from base 1 to 3666 and encodes 1221 amino acids. Gene Ontology annotation, biological process: carbohydrate metabolic process.
AUGGCGCCUGCACAUAUUACUCUUGCUACUUCUGUGCCUCCAGCAUGGCCGCCCGCUACCUUCUUAGAUAUCCACAAAACUAAUUUGCAGCCGGAUGAGUCUACGAUACAAACUGUGGACGCACUAGUCCGACAUCGUGCGCGUCAAAGUCCUAACAUCACCAUCGUCUCAUAUCCAAAGUCGGGGACAAAUUUUGUUGACUACUCGAUGCAACAACUAGACGUUUUUGCCUUUAGGGUAGCCCGUCAUUACCAGGCAUUCAUUCCGACAAGGAAAAGCUCAUCAGAAAAGCCUAUAACAGUAGCGCUGCUUGGUCCAAGUAACUUUGAGUACUUAGUCACGAUGCUGGCUCUAGCCAAGCUUGGCCACACAGUGUUGUUCCUCUCGACCAGGAUAUCUCAAGCUGCCAUCGACUCACUGCUAGCGACAACUGGUGCCAGAUAUCUAUUAGCGGACUCUCGACAUGCUUCCACGGCCUCUGAAGCUCAAAAGAGCCUUCCUGACUUGUACAUCAGUCAGAUAGUCACGUCAGACAUCUUCGAGUUUCCCAUUGAAGUCCACGCGGAUACUCGCUUGGAUUAUCAACUCGAUCAUAAUAUCGAAGCUUCAAAUAACAUUUUCAUCAUCCAUUCUAGCGGCUCUACUGGACUGCCAAAGCCCAUCUACCAGCCUCAGAAAAGCACAAUUGCAAACUACGCCAUCAGCAUGAACAUGAAAGCGUUCAUCACCCUACCACUCUACCACAAUCACGGCAUCUGCAAUUUCUUCCGUGCAGUGCAUAGCGGGAAAUCCAUCCACAUCUACAAUGCCGACCUUCCUCUUACACAGCCACACCUCAUAACCAUCUUGAAACAGCAUGACUUUCAGAUUUUUUACGGUGUUCCCUAUGCUCUUAAACUUCUCGCAGAAACAAAUGAGGGUAUCCAUCUUUUGAAGCAACUCAAGGUUGUUAUGUACGGAGGAAGCGCUUGUCCAGAUACCCUGGGCGACUUAUUAGUAGAGAAUGGAGUAAAUCUAGUCGGUCACUAUGGAGCAACAGAAGUGGGUCAGCUGAUGACAUCUUUCCGGUCCCAAGGAGACACAGCAUGGAAUUAUGUUCGCGAAACACCAAAGCUUUCACCUUUUCUUCGAUGGGUCACUCGCGGAACCAAUCUGUAUGAAUGCAUAGUCUUGCCAGGGUGGCCGGCAAAGGUAGCGUCCAAUCUUCCCGAUGGUAGCUACGCCACAAAGGAUCUCUUUGAACCGCAUCCAACUAUUGAGAAAGCUUGGAAAUAUAUUGCUCGCCUCGACGACACUAUUGCAUUGCUGAACGGAGAGAAGUUCAACCCAGUCAUGAUGGAGGGCACCAUUCGAUCGCAUCGAGCUGUCAAAGAGACCAUCAUUUUUGGUUUCAACAGACCUUGCCUAGGCAUCUUACUUGUACCUGCAAUUGAAGGUAUGUCCGAGUCUGAAGUCAUUGAUGAGGUAUGGCCUGUUGUCGAAGCAGCAAAUCAAACGGCAGAAGCAUACGCAAGGAUAUCCAAGGACAUGAUUCGGGUCUUGCCAUACAAUUGCCCAUAUCCCCGUACAGACAAGGGAAGUGUUAUUCGACAAGCAUUUUACAAGGAGUUCGCAACCGAAAUUGAGAAUGCAUACGAUGCUGCGGCAACAAGCCAUGGUGAUCUGAAAAAUCUCACUGGCUUAGAACUGGAGGACCACCUUCGCUCUAUCUUAAUCAAGCACACGCCCUCUGCAAAAGAUAUAGAUCGUAAAGCCGACCUUUUCUCUCUAGGAGUCGACUCUCUCCAAUCCAUCCAGGUGCGAACAGAGAUUCUGAAGACUGUCGAUAUUGGCGGCAACAAACUUGGUCAGAACGUUGUUUUUGACUAUCCGACAAUUGAAUCACUCAGCGCCCACCUUCAACGCCUUCGUACCGGCGAAGGAGAGCAGCGGUCGACAGUAGCUGAGCAAAUGGGAGAUCUUGUAUCCCGAUACAGUUCUUUCGAGCCUGUCCAAAAGGGACGUUUCAUUACGCUUACUGGUGCCACAGGCUCUCUCGGAGCCCAUGUCCUCGUACAAUUAGUUAGGCGUCCUGACGUUGACGCAGUUCACUGCUUAGUACGCGCAAAGACCAACGGCGAUGCUAUGCAACGUGUCCGAAAGUCACUCCUAGACCGAAAAGUCUACCAUGCGCUAUCACUCUCAGCGCGCAGAAAGAUACAUACACUAGCAGCAGAUCUUUCCGAUACUCGCCUCGGCCUAGAUGACGCAGCCUACACUGGAAUUGCUUCGAAUCUCACUGGCGUCAUUCAUUGUGCCUGGAGCGUCAACUUCAACAAGAAUCUUGUUUCUUUUGAAAAAGACUGCAUAGCCGGCGUUCGCCAUCUCAUUGAUCUCUGUCUGGCUACAUCUUCGCCAGCGCCUGCAACUUUUGACUUUUGCUCGUCGGUCAGCACAGUUGCGCGAUGCCCUGAUUUGCACACGCCUGAACAAGUGGCGGAAUAUGAUUGGGCUCAGGGUAUGGGAUAUGCACAGAGCAAGUGUGUUGCAGAGCACAUUUGCAUGGCUACCGCGGAAAAGACAAGUAUCAAGGCUCGAGUGCUACGCGUUGGUCAGAUCGUGGCUGACACAGUGCAUGGAGUAUGGAAUGCUACCGAGGCCAUUCCUCUCAUGAUGCAAUCCGCGCUCACCGUUGGAGCACUUCCCAGGCUACAAGAGUCGCCAAGUUGGACGCCCGUUGACGUGGUUGCGAAAGCAGUAACGGAAAUUUCAUUCAGCGAUGCCGGUUCUGUGGUUGCGAACGUCACAAAUGCAAAGACGUUUUCUUGGACUGAUCAGCUUCUCCCUGCAUUACGCGAGGCCGGCCUUGACUUUGAAGAGGUCGAACCCAAAGAGUGGGUGCGGAGGCUUCGCGCAUCGAAUCAGGAUCCAGUGGCCAACCCAUCCAUCAAAUUGGCUGAUUUCUUCGCGUCAAAAUAUGACAAUGACACUUUCAGUCCUACACGGACAUAUGAAACAGUCGUUGCGCGCUCUUACUCGCCGUCACUAGAUGCUGCUCCUGUGCUCAGCACAGAUUUUGUCAAGACUUUCGUCAAGCAAUUUCAAGCCACAGCAUGGAGGGCGCAAACUUCCGAUGUCACAGAAAAGAAGAAGUUUGUCGUUUUCACUGGACCUUGCGGAAGCGGUAAAUCGACUAUAGCGAAAAACCUUGCUGGCCGCUUCAAGGCUUCGUUCAUCGAGGGUGAUGAUCUGCACACAGCAGACGCCGUCACCGCCAUGGCCGCAGGUACACCACUCGAUGACCAAGUUCGGACACUCUGGCUCGAACGUCUCAAGCAACGGGCUCAUUACAUUAGCACUACUCUAGGCUAUGAUCGCAUCUUCCUUUCUUGCUCUGCUCUGAAGAAGUCUUACCGCGAUCAUCUUCGCAGCCUCUCUAACGACGAUGUUGAUAUCACUUUCGUGGAUCUGCAAGUAGAGGAGGAGGAACUUGUACGUCGGGUCAAGGAGAGAAAGAAUCAUUACAUGAAGCACAGUAUGGUUGAGAAUCAGAUUGCUAUCUGGGAAAGACCGGAUGAUUCAGAGACAGACGUACUUCCGGUCAAUGCUGGGCAGCCUGUCGAAAUGGUCAUUGAAGAAGUGGCAAACCUUUUGGACGCCCUUCAUAAUAUUGAGCGAACAACUUAA